Molecule: messenger RNA, 1083 nt
Organism: Penicillium daleae
Lineage: Eukaryota; Fungi; Ascomycota; Eurotiomycetes; Eurotiales; Aspergillaceae
Product: putative transcription regulator PAB1642
Exons: 1
Coding region: 1-1083 (360 amino acids)
Source: RefSeq, a predicted model, not a curated record
AUGGCCAGUCAAGGCCCCCUAACCAGCUGGCUCCUCAACGCCACCCCAGAAGCCCUCAAACGCGCAACAACACACCCCUUCCUCGCCGCCGCAGGAAGCGGCACCCUCUCAAAAGAAGCCCUCUCCCAAUGGCUCUCCCAAGACCGGCUCUACGCCCAAUCCUACAUCCGCUUCAUCGGCAUGCUCCUCAUCAAAAUCCGUCUGCCCACACACACCCCCAACGCGGAGACCCUGCGGAACCCGACAAUCGAACAAGCCAUCAUCGACAUCCUCAUCGACGCCCUAGUCAACAUCAAGACCGAACUGGCAUUCUUCGAAUCAACAGCCGUCGAGUACGGCCUCGAUCUCACCGCCAUCUCACCCGACGAGGGCGGCGCGGCCUCCGCGGGGAUAUCGAGUGCCGGAUCUGCAUCUUGCCCGGGGUUCACGGGGGCAGUCUGCGGCACGACGGACGUCUCUGUUUCCGGCGCGGAAUCCGGCGAGAUCGAUGAGGACUCGGCGAAUCCGAGAGACAAGUUGCAUAAAUUGUGCAAAUCGCAGGGCGAAUGCCAGAUGCAAGCUGGUAGUGAAGUGUGUAAUCCGUCUACACCGCACACGGGCGCGAAUUCCGCCGUGAAAACGCCGGACUCCGAGCCCUGUCAGCCAUCGCGGUUGGCGAGUGCCGCGCCCGUCGAGAAUGGUCCCGUUUUCUUUACGGCGAACCCGAUUACCCGGGCUUAUAUCGAUAUGUUCAUGUCUGCGGGGAGUCCUGGUGUGAGUGCGUUGGAGGGGAUGGCUGUGCUGUGGGCGACGGAGGUGUGUUAUUUGCGGGCAUGGCGGUAUGCGGCUUCUUAUGGGAAGAAGAAGGCGCAGGAGGGAAAGAAGGAUGUUGAUGCGGAUGGGGGUGCGUUGAGGGAGAAGUUUAUUCCGAAUUGGUCGAGUGCGGAGUUUGAGAAGUUUGUUAAUCGGAUUGGGGAUGUUUUGGAUCAGAUGGCGGGCAAGAUGAAGGGGGUUGAGGAGUCGGAGGUGUCACGGGGGAGGUGUUUGGAGUGGUGGAAGCAGGUGGUAUGGUUGGAGGAGAGAUUUUGGCCUACAUUGGAUUGA